AUGGAUUCGUUCCUUCGCGCUACCACAGGACAUGACACACGUUGUCUAUCAUCCUUCGACGCUUUCGUCCACCGGUGCAUGUACCGUCACGUGGACGGUGCGGCCCUUGGUGUGGCUCGGGCACUUUUCGGACUGGCCAUGCUGAUCGACAUACCCGAGGAGCGCGGCGGUGGAGAUUUGGAUCUGCGCUGGGGUGAACCCCGGGACUGCCGGUUUCCGCUUAUCCACACGAUGCUUCCACCCUCACUGCCAAAGCUGGGACUUAUCUACGGGCUGAUGUGGCUCGGUGCAGCCGGCAUAAUGCUGGGCUUUCACUUCCGCACAUCGGCUGCCAUUUUCGCCGGGACGUACUGGUACGUGUUUUUGCUGGACAAAAGUGUCUGGAACAACCACAGCUACCUGUACGGGUUGCUGGGAACCAUUCUGCUUUUCACCGAUGCUCAUCGGUGUUGGUCGAUCGAUGCGUGGCGAAAGCCCAUCGGCCCGCAAACGGUGCCCUUCUGGAACUAUUUCAUACUAAAGUUUCAGUUCUUUGUGCUGUACUUUCUGGCCGGUUUGAAGAAACUGUGCCACGAGUGGUUGUCCGGGUACGCCAUGACGAACCUCAGCUACCACUGGGUGUUUUUUCCUUUCCGCGUGCUUAUUGGCCCGAAGCUGACCGAUCUGCUGGUUGUGCAUUGGUUCGGGUGUUUCUUCGACACGACGGUUGCGUUUUUCCUCGUGUACGGUCGUACGCGCAAAAUGGCCACUCUGUUUUCCGGCGCGUUUCAUUUGAUGAACUCGCGGCUUUUCACCAUCGGUAUGUUUCCGUGGGUUUGCCUCACGCAGCUGCCCCUGUACUACAGCUUUAGUUGGCCACGGAAAGUUCGCCUAAUGAAUGCUGCAAAAACCGAACCGGAUCAACGGAAUGCUAAGCUACCGAGGAGUGGGAAGGAUACUCACAAACACCGCAGAAGAAGGUGGUCGAUGUUCGCCAUGCUGGUGUACUGCGCGUUGCAGCUCUUCCUGCCGUAUUCGCACUUCCUGACGCAAGGAUACAACAACUGGACGAAUGGGUUGUACGGGUACUCGUGGGAUAUGAUGGUGCACGCCUGGGACACGAUCCUGAUCGGCAUCCGUGUUGUGGAUCGUGACAAUCAGGAGCAGGUACACUACGUUGAACCGUUCGCCUUCACCGACAACGAUCGCUGGACGAAGCACGCCGACAUGGCCGUCCAGUUUGCGCGCUGUGUCGAGCGAAAUGUACGCCAGGAAGCCACCGGUCAAUGGGCAUCGAUCGGUCCCAGUACGAUCCCUCCCGCGAGUCGCAACGUUUCCAUUUUCUUCGACAUCUGGUGCAGCAUGAACGGGCGCUUUCAACAGAGAGUAUUCAAUCCGAACGUUGACAUUCUGCGGGCCACGUGGUCACCGUUUGAAUCCGUCGAUUGGGUACUUCCGGUGCUGCAUCAAUUCAACGGGCUACGAGACACGCUUAUGCGGCACCGAACAGAGGAGGUGCUCAGCUGGAGCAACCAUUCGGAUGUCCUGUUUAUUGCGGAUUUUCCGGGGCUGACGCUUCGCAACUUCGUCAGCGAUGACCUGUACAACGUGACGCUCCACGUGCUACAGGGCACGGUUCGGUAUGAAUCGGCGCAGGAAAACGAUCACCCAACAAUCCUUCAGCUUGGGCAGAGCGUUUCACUCCAGUCGGGUAGAUUCCAUGCCGUUGAAACGAUCGGAAACGAACCGUCCUGCUACGUAUACACGUUUGUUAAUCGCACCAAAGAACGGGAGGCGACACUGCAUGGUGGCCCAGGCGUGAAAUCCUCACACGCUAUACUUCCGUUGGGGGACGAAUUUCAACAUCGGUGGGAAAAUUUCGUCCGCUUUCUGCAGCACGUUGGAAAUUCGCUACUUUACGAGCUGUACGGUGUCCCGAUGCCAAGGCGUCUUAAAGCGCUCGUCGAUGAUAGUCAUUGAUAAUUAUUGUAUGCAUAUGUGUGUUAAUGUUGUGAAAUGAGUCGUUGAUAGAGGAUUUUUUUUUUAUUUUGUUUUAAGAGAGAUUGAAUUGACUACAUGGGAUUAAGGAAAUAAAAUAUUGGCAUCUUACAAAUCGCUGGCAAUAUACAUAACCAAACAGCCAGACGUAACCAUGA
Anopheles nili is the source of this 2135-nucleotide messenger RNA. RefSeq names its product vitamin K-dependent gamma-carboxylase. The record is from RefSeq and is a predicted model, not a curated record. The coding region runs from base 1 to 1959 and encodes 652 amino acids. Gene Ontology annotation, molecular function: gamma-glutamyl carboxylase activity; vitamin binding. NCBI's taxonomy places the organism in Eukaryota, Metazoa, Arthropoda, Insecta, Diptera, Culicidae. The transcript is spliced from 2 exons. Gene Ontology annotation, biological process: peptidyl-glutamic acid carboxylation.